AUGGAUGGAUGGUCACGGUCGAUGGAUGGACGCCCACAAGACGGGCCACGAGCCAUGGCCGACGAGCUGAGUGGUCUUGGACGGGCUGCGCUCCUUGCCGCCGCCGCAGUGCGCGUGUGCGAGACGAGACGAGGGGGGAAGCGGCGGUCCUGCGCGCGGUCCGCUCGGUACCUUGCAGAAAGGUGUGUGGUGAAACAGGAGGACGAGAGAAGUGCGGCGUGGUUUAUUGAAGACGGGCUUCAGCGAAAAGAGGGCCAUUUAACUUGUGUGAGACGAGCUGCGGUGCAGAAGUCUCGCGUUGAUUACAGGCCCGGGAGGAAGCGAGAUGGAGGACAGACAGACAGACCGCGCGAGACGCUGGAACUAUGGCAUGAGGGCAGGAUACGACAAUUGGCGUGGAUGAACACCAACACUGUAAGUUGGUUCAAGCACAGGGCAGCAGACGACGGCGGGCCGUGCAUUCGUCGCCGUGGCGGUGCUGUGCUUGCUACGUACGUACUCCCGUUUGUCAAUCCAGGGAUGCCCCCUCGGGUUGACGCAGAUUUUGGGAGGGGGUGGACGUGA
Molecule: messenger RNA, 564 nt
Organism: Purpureocillium lilacinum
Lineage: Eukaryota; Fungi; Ascomycota; Sordariomycetes; Hypocreales; Ophiocordycipitaceae
Source: RefSeq, a predicted model, not a curated record